Molecule: messenger RNA, 3176 nt
Organism: Cicer arietinum (chickpea)
Lineage: Eukaryota; Viridiplantae; Streptophyta; Magnoliopsida; Fabales; Fabaceae
Product: subtilisin-like protease SBT2.2
Biological process (GO): proteolysis
Molecular function (GO): serine-type endopeptidase activity
Source: RefSeq, a predicted model, not a curated record
CAAUAAGAACAACAACACAGCCCUUUGCUUCCAGAUUCUCUAAACUCAUUUCCACCUAUAUUAACACUUCAAUCUCUCUCUCUCUCUCUCUCUCUAAGCUCAAAAGAUAACAAAAGGGGUUUCUUCUUCAUUCACUCACCCAUUAAAGUUUCUUGUUUUAUCACUGUUUCCCUUCUCUUUCUUCUUCAACUUCAACUCCACCUUCUAUCUCUCUCAAACAAACCACAUUGCUUCUUUGGGUGUGUUAAAAGUCUUCAACUUGAAAUGGAGCAUGUGUGUUGCUGAACAUUUUUUCUUCUAAUUUUCUUCUUCAUACUUUCUGGGGUUGCUUUGGAUUUAAAAGGGUCUUCUUAAUUUCUUGAAACCCUGAUGGGGAAAAUUCAUUUGUCACAUUUAAUGUUGUUUUGUUUGUCGAUGUUUGUUCCUUGUUUGUGCCAACAAGAUGAUUUGGAUAAUGUUACUACUUCUGUUUAUGUUGUUACUUUGAAACAAGCUCCUACUUCUCAUUAUUACUAUGGUGAAUUGACAAGUUUGAAUGAAAGUGGCUUCAAACAUAAUGCUUCUGGAACUGAGAAAACUCAAUUUCAGAAACCAAGAUAUGGCAAUAUUACAAAGACAGAUAAGAGAUAUGGCUCUUAUGUUACCCGAGUGCACGAUUCUUUGUUGAAGAAAGUGUUGAAAGGAGAGAAAUAUUUGAAGCUCUAUAGCUACCAUUACCUGAUUAAUGGAUUUGCAGUUCUGGUUACCCAACAACAGGCAGAGAGACUAUCAAGGAGCAGUGAAGUGUCCAUUGUGGUUUUGGAUUUUUCUGUUAGAACUGCAACUACACAUACACCACAGUUUUUAGGUCUGCCGCAGGGAGCAUGGUCUCAAGACGGUGGUUUUGAAACUGCUGGAGAAGGAAUUGUUAUUGGGUUUGUUGACACCGGCAUAGAUCCAACACACCCUAGUUUCGGCGACAAUAAAUCUGAACAUUCAUAUCCUGUUCCUGAUCAUUUUUCUGGUAUCUGCGAGGUUACUCGGGAUUUUCCGUCUGGCUCUUGCAAUAGGAAACUUGUUGGGGCCCGACAUUUUGCAGCAUCUGCUAUAACUAGGGGAAUAUUUAAUAUGUCUCAAGACUAUGCUUCUCCAUUUGAUGGAGAUGGCCAUGGCACGCAUACUGCAUCUGUUGCAGCAGGAAACCAUGGGAUUCCGGUGAUUGUUGCUGGCCAUCACUUCGGGAAUGCUAGUGGGAUGGCUCCGCGUUCGCACAUUGCCGUGUACAAAGCAUUGUACAAGAGCUUUGGAGGAUUCGCCGCAGAUGUCGUUGCAGCAAUUGACCAGGCAGCUCAGGAUGGGGUUGACAUAAUAAGCUUAUCGAUCACUCCAAAUAGACGUCCUCCCGGGGUUGCAACUUUCUUCAAUCCUAUAGACAUGGCGUUGCUAUCGGCUGUAAAGGCUGGUAUUUUCGUAGUUCAAGCCGCUGGAAAUACUGGACCGUCACCAAUGAGCAUGUCUUCCUUCAGUCCAUGGAUCCUUACUGUUGGUGCGGCCUCUCAUGACCGACAAUAUAGUAACUCCAUAUUUCUGGGAAAUAAUGUGACUAUAACUGGAGUUGGACUCGCACCUGGUACAGACCAAAACAAACUUUACAAACUAAUUCAUGCACACGAUGCUUUGAACAACGACACAUCGGUUGUUGAUGAUAUGUACGUUGGCGAGUGCCAAGAUGCAUGCAAGUACAAUAAAGAUUUGAUCCAGGGGAACCUUUUGAUCUGCAGCUAUUCAAUUCGAUUUGUUCUGGGAAUUUCAACUAUCAAACGAGCAUCAGAAACAGCCAAGAACCUUAGUGCAGUUGGUGUUGUCUUCUAUAUGGAUCCUUAUGUGAUUGGUUUUCAGCUUAACCCAGUUGCUAUCAAAAUGCCUAGCAUAAUAAUUCCAUCUACAAAUGACUCAAAGAUUUUAAUGCAAUACUACAAUUCUUCAUUGGAAAUAGACGCAGUUUCGAAGAAAGUUGUUAAAUUUGGGGCUGUUGCCGCAAUCUGUGGUGGACUAAAAGCAAACUACAACAACACUGCCCCAAAGGUUAUGUAUUACUCUGCCCGAGGACCGGAUCCAGAGGACAGUCUGCCUCGCCAAGCAGACAUUUUGAAACCUAACUUGUUAGCUCCUGGAAAUUUUAUUUGGGCAGCUUGGAGUUCUCUUGGCACUGACUCAGUUGAAUUUCUAGGAGAGAAUUUUGCGAUGAUGUCUGGCACAAGUAUGGCUGCACCACAUAUUGCAGGUCUUGCUGCGCUUAUUAAGCAGAAGUUCCCGAAUUUCAGUCCUGCAGCCAUUGGUUCUGCACUUUCUACUACUGCUUCUCAGAAUGACAAGAGUGGUGGACUGAUAAUGGCUCAGCGAUCGUAUGCUUUUCCAGAUCUAAGCCAAACUCCGGCUACUCCUUUUGACAUGGGAAGUGGUUUUGUGAAUGCAACUGCAGCAUUGAAUCCGGGUUUGGUCUUUGAUUCCAGUUAUGAUGAUUACAUGUCAUUUUUAUGCGGCAUCAACGGUUCAGCUCCCGUGGUACUAAACUACACUGGCCAAAAUUGUUUGCUAUAUAACACCACUUUAAAUGGUCCUGAUCUAAACUUACCAUCAAUAACUCUAUCAAAGCUAAACCAAUCUAGAAUUGUGCAAAGGACAGUUCAAAACAUUGCUGCUGGAAAUGAAACUUACAGUGUUGGUUGGAGUGCUCCUUUUGGUGUUUCAAUGAAAGUAACUCCAACUCACUUUUCCAUUGCAAAUGGUGAGAAACAAUUAUUGUCUGUGAUCUUGAAUGCUACAAUUAAUAGUUCUGUUGCUAGCUUUGGGAGGAUUGGACUUUUUGGUAAUCAGGGUCAUGUUGUUAACAUUCCACUUUCAGUUAUAUUUAAAAUUUCAUAUAAUAACAUUACUACUACUAGCUAACUAGUAGGGAUUAUUGUAUUUCUGUGGUUUUUUGGAGUCCUUUAAAUGUAUUAACUAUUUUUUCAUUCAUUAUUAUCAUGUAAAGGUAUUAUAGGUUUUGCUUGUAUAAAAUAGAUGUGACCAGUCCUUGGUUUCAGGAUUUAGUUUCUCUUGUAUUGUAAGCUUGAUUAUUGAAUUCUUGAUGUAUGGUUUCCACCAAGGUAGCUUACAUUUUUUGUGUGUUUGACUAAAAUAGGAUUAUUUUUUCA